AUGUCGAGUGGAAAUACUUGUGAUAUAGAUGAGGAGCUUGUUCAGAAGUUGAAGGAAUUUCGAUUCAAAAAGUACUCGCAGGGCAAUGCUGCGUUUGUGUUGAAAGUGGACAAGAAAAACUUGAAAAUUGUUGAAGAUGAAGAGUACGACGACAUAAGCGUAGAGGAUCUGGUGGAAGAAUUACCUGAAAACGCCCCACGAUUCAUCAUUUUGAGCUAUGAGCUCAAGCACAAGGAUGGACGUCAGAGUUUUCCACUAGUGUUCAUCUAUUGGUCACCAAAGGAUGUCAAUCCGUCACUACACAUGCUGUAUGCGACUGCUAGAACUUAUCUCCAAGAGAAGAUCGAUGUUACAAGAGUAAGUAUGGCGAUGGAAGACGUUUGAUGAUCACAGUUGCCGUACUGACUGGAUAAAAUUUGUUAAGGGCUUUGACAUUCGCGAUAACGAAGAGCUCACUGAUGAAUUCUUGACAAGCCAACUGAUGCCCUAAAUUCCAUUACACCGCGCCCUUCCCUUUAUAUACAUGUCCAUUAAUGACCUCACUGCGAUAUAUUGUUCGAUAUCUAUGGAAGAGUUGUUUGGUCGCUUCCUUGACAAUAACGUCAAAUGAAUAUAUCAAAUGUCGAAUAAAAUGGUUAUCGUUGUAGAAUUGAUCCGGAAACUUUGUUUCACAGCUGCUAGUUUCAUC
Umbelopsis ramanniana AG is the source of this 688-nucleotide messenger RNA. RefSeq lists its product as uncharacterized. The coding region runs from base 1 to 384 and encodes 127 amino acids. The record is from RefSeq and is a predicted model, not a curated record. The transcript has 6 exons. Gene Ontology annotation, molecular function: actin binding; Arp2/3 complex binding. Gene Ontology annotation, cellular component: actin cortical patch. Lineage: Eukaryota; Fungi; Mucoromycota; Umbelopsidomycetes; Umbelopsidales; Umbelopsidaceae. Gene Ontology annotation, biological process: actin filament debranching; negative regulation of Arp2/3 complex-mediated actin nucleation.